Messenger RNA from Sitophilus oryzae (rice weevil), 2533 nucleotides. RefSeq names its product RING finger and SPRY domain-containing protein 1-like. Gene Ontology annotation, molecular function: protein binding; ubiquitin-protein transferase activity. The record is from RefSeq and is a predicted model, not a curated record. The coding region runs from base 293 to 1894 and encodes 533 amino acids. Gene Ontology annotation, cellular component: cytoplasm. The transcript is spliced from 8 exons. Lineage: Eukaryota; Metazoa; Arthropoda; Insecta; Coleoptera; Curculionidae.
AUGACAAAAUAGAAUUUUCAUUGCUCUAUGGGGCUGUGAUGAUAUUUUCUAACCCAAGUAGGUUGUAAAUGUUGCUAAAUUUUAAAUAUAACAAAAUAAUUAUAAGACAUGAUUAAGUAUUUCUAGUUUAAAUUUGUGAAAAAUUAUAAUCCUAAUGUCUAAAGUAAAAACUAGUCAUCAGACCUUUAAAAGCAAAUGUGAUAUGUUCCUACUGAUAAAAAUUACUCCAACGUAAAAAGGGUAUUUUUAUUCUAAAAAGCAUGUAGUUAGUACUUAGCACUAAUAAGACGGAAUGGGUAUGUGUUGGUGCAAAAAGAAAAACGAGGAUCAAGAAUGUUAUGUUCCACAAGUAACGACUCAUCAAGAUGUGAAUAUAGUGCUUCCACCCCCUUCACCUACUUCUCAGAUUUUUUUUAAUCGUGCGUCCGUAACUAAGACGCUUGAUCCUGCCGUAGUUGAUCGUUUAGUACUAGAAACCCUUGGAGUCAUAGAAACUCUUGUGGAUAAUGAGCAAGAACCUCCAUCUUCAAUGCUACACCUUCAUAAUAUUGCAGACAAUGAAGAAGGAUGGAUACAAGUUGUAAAUUCAAUGAUAAAAGUCAUACCCUUGUCAGAUCCUCUUGGACCAUCUGUUAUAACAUUGCUGUUAGAUGAUUGUCCUUUACCAUCAAAAGAAUCAAUUAUUAAAGUGGUUACAAUGUUUUCUUUAUCCAGAGAGACUGCGUUAAAUGAAAGGAACAAUCCUACCCAGCAGAGAAAUACAUGUGUCGCUUUAGGCAGCAUAGCAGAGAAACUUGCAGGUCCCAGGAAUAUGGAAAUUUUAAAUGACAAUGUCAUAGAAUAUCUUUUAACAAAUUUAGAACCAGAAUGCAAUCCUAAUGUGAUUUUAUUUUCUUUGAUAGCAUUAGAAAAAUUUGCACAAUCUAAUCAAAAUAAAGUGACAAUUUUGAAUAAACUAAAGAAAAAACAUCUUUCUUCGAUUCUUACUUUAGAAAAAUGGAGACAUGAAAGUCAUUAUGUAAAAAGACAAGUUGGGUUUUGUGCUCAGUGGAUAUUAGAUAAUAUUUUUAUUACAGAAAAUAGGCCAUAUUCGUACCUCUUAGUUAAAAUGGAUCAUAUAAGAGCAAUGUUAAAUACAAGUGAUGUCAGUGAAUAUCUCAAAAUAUCGCCAGAUGGCUUGGAAGCAAGAUGUGAUGCAUACAGUUUUGAAAGUGUCAGGUGUACAGCACAGGCUGAUUCUGGCGUGUGGUACUAUGAAGUUUUGAUUAUCACUCCUGGGGUUAUGCAAAUUGGAUGGGCUACAAAAAAUAGCAACUUUCUAAAUCAUGAAGGAUAUGGUAUAGGAGAUGAUAGGUAUUCUUUAUCAUACGAUGGAUGUAGAAGACUAAUUUGGUAUAAUGCUAAAUCAGAUCCACAAAUACUACCAAGAUGGCAACCUGGAGAUAUAUUAGGUUGCUUAUUAGACUUAGACAAUCAACAAAUAGUUUUUUCUAUUAAUGGAAUAAGUUUAGCACCGAGUGUCCAUGUGUUUAGUAUGGCAAAAUCUGGAUUUUUUGCAGCCGCUUCUUUCAUGUCAUUUCAACAAUGUCGUUUUAAUUUUGGAUCGGAACCUUUUAAGUAUCCACCUCAUGUGUCAUAUAAUACAUUUAAUGCCAGUGGAACUUUAAAACAAGAGGAAAAAAUUGUUUUGCCAAGACACAUUUAUCUAAAUCAGUUAAGGCAACAAAAUAUUCAUGAAGAUAGUUGCACUUUAUGCUAUGAUCAAAGAGCAACUGUAAGAUUGAUUCCCUGUGAACAUUCAGGAUUUUGCGCGUCUUGUGCCAGCUUGUUAACGGAGUGUCCCAUGUGCCGAGCUCCAUUUCAGUUAGUCGUUGAAGAAAAUCCUGUAUUGUGACACAUAGUAUUUGAUAAACUUUCUAAUAGUUAUUGCUUUUUGUCCUUGUGUAUAUUAAUUGUAAUUAAAAUAUAAAUAGUUUUUAUAUAAAUGGGUUAAUUAUUAUAGUAACAGUCCUUUUUUAAAUCAGACGAAUUUUAAAUAUGUCUUGGUCUAGAGACUUUUUGUUUUUUAUGUGUGGGCGGGAUCUUGUUAUUAUAUAUUUAUAAUGAAAAAAUGUGUAGUUUUAUGCGUUUUACAUAAAAUUUGUAAUUUAAUUGUUACAACAUAUUUGUACAUAUUAGACUACUGACUAGCGAUGCGAUGAUAUUCUUUAUUUUCUAAUUUAUUUAACAAUUAAAAUAUUUGUGUUUUAAGUAAUUUAAUAUUUGUAAAUUUUAGAUUUAUUUGUUGAGAUAUGAUAUAUCAAUCUUAAGAAUUUAAAUUAUCCUAUUGAUUAUUUCUGACUAAUUAAAAAUUAAUACCUAUGUUGUGUUAUAUUUAUGUUUAUUAUGUUAUUUGUUGAAUACCUUUAAAUACGAAUAAUUACAAAAUGCAUUUAUCUUUUACUCUAGGAUAUAUUUAGUAUUAGUGUGUUAUACUUUUUUUUGAAAACCAAAUGUUUUCUGUAAUGCAAAAUAUAUUUUUAAUGUUAAUGUU